AUGCAGUUCUCCAUUCUCGCCAUCCUCAGCUUCGCCGCCCUGGCCACUGCCGGUACCGUCGCCCCGCGCUCCAACGACGCAGGUGUUGCCGGUGAGCGACGACACUUUUUCCACCACUCGGGCUCCGAUGUGAACCAAUUCAACCCUGAUGGUUACAUGUGGUUGUCAUAUUCGGCUUGCGUGGCUGGCUGCGUCGAUGAGGACGGCCACAAGGGAUCGUGCACCAAAGAUGACAGCGAUGAUGGCGGCUGGGUGUGCAACUUGUAG
Messenger RNA from Anthostomella pinea, 267 nucleotides. NCBI's taxonomy places the organism in Eukaryota, Fungi, Ascomycota, Sordariomycetes, Xylariales, Xylariaceae. The record is from the annotation of a GenBank genome assembly.